Messenger RNA from Bombyx mori (domestic silkworm), 2737 nucleotides. RefSeq names its product RNA-binding region-containing protein 3. Lineage: Eukaryota; Metazoa; Arthropoda; Insecta; Lepidoptera; Bombycidae. Gene Ontology annotation, biological process: mRNA splicing, via spliceosome. Gene Ontology annotation, cellular component: U12-type spliceosomal complex. Gene Ontology annotation, molecular function: U12 snRNA binding; pre-mRNA intronic binding. Bases 464 to 1738 code for a protein of 424 amino acids. The record is from RefSeq and is a predicted model, not a curated record. The transcript has a single exon.
UUGGCGGGAACCCAAGGAGUGAAGUUGUGUGAUUUGUUUUAAUUUGUCUAUAUAGUGUCUUCAGGUUUAAUUGUGUAAUAACGGUGAUUUAUUAACUGUUUAGUAUCCGUGAAAGUGCACAAAUGUGGGAAAAUGAAACAAAGCGGCUGAACGUAGCUUCUCGGGAUCAUCCAACGAGUCCACUGAAAAAGUCUCAGUAAAUAACCACUAUUUUACUGAGACAUACCAUCUCAUCUCAUAUUAUUUCAUUUAAUAAUAUCAUUUUUAAUAUAAAAAAGUUUUCAUUCGAAUUAAAAUAAGACUUGACCUAAAGGUCUUAGUUACCAGGUAAUAAAAUCCCUUAAAAAUUUAAUAUAAAUGUAUGUAAAAAUUAGAUAGGUCUAUGUAUGUAUGUACCGUUUAAACUUAAAAACCCUAUUUAAUUCAAUGUAGAAAUUCAAAAUUUGUUUCGAAUAUUGUAAAUAUGUCGAAAGUACUAAUGAUUAGGCAUUUGCCAACUGGCCUUUCAUUAGGUGACAAGGAACAACUUUUGAAACAUUUCGGGGCUGAAUCUGUAUGGGAGAGCUCCAAGAAAAGUAAUUAUGUUUUCGCAUCUUUUGGAACGAUGGAGCGUGCCAAACACUCUCUACUGCGGCUACAUCAACUCGAAUUAGCUGGAAGAAGAUUAGUUGUCGAAUAUUCUACUGAAAAGGUGCCUGUCACAACAGUAAACAAACAAAAACUUGAUUCUGCUGCUACCCUCAUGAUUAAGCGAUUCCUGUGUAGUCUUAACGCUUGGAAUCCAUCCGUAGACUUUUAUCAGCCCCCUUCACCUCACUUGAAAUAUCAAUAUCCGGACAUUAAUCCAGAGGUAAUUAUUAACAUUGUCCAUAUGCUUCUCAAACAUAAGCCUUUUUACAUUCAAGUAUUGCAUCUCAUGAACAAAAUGAGCCUUGAUACGCCAUUUAAUUCAAAUAUUAUAGCAAUAAACACUUUCAAAGAAAUUUUCCGAGAAUAUCUUUUUGAUAUGGCAAAUUCAUAUAAAAAUGACUCUGAAUCAGAACUGUCUAGUGAUGAAAUAAUGGCUACAGAUCAACAUCCCGUGAUCCCUGUUAUGGUGAGAAGAAAACACAAAUUGCCUAAACCUUCAAGAAAAAUUCCAGCUACUUUGCCACCAGAAGCAAAAAUGAAAAGAAUUCCUAUAAAUCAAGAAGAAGUAUUUGAUAUUACAGCUGUACAGGAGCCUAAGAAAAUAUGUGUUAUGGUGUCUCAAGACAGUUUACAGAAACCAGUAGAAGAACCUGAAGUCAUCGGUGAAAUUGGAAAAUAUGACAAAGAAGAAAAGCCUCAAAACAUUGAAGAGAGUAUUUCUGAACCUGAACAACCUAUAAUAACCAGAAAAGAAUUGUUAAAGAAUCGUCUAUCUCAUUAUGACAUGAAGAUUCUGCCAGUAUUUAAAAAUUACCACCCGGGUCAACCAUCGUUGAGGCUGUACAUUAAAAAUUUAGCCAAAAAUGUGACCAGUGAAGAUGUGGAGAGGAUUUAUCGGCUAUAUGUUGUAGAUCUCACUGAGGAAGAACGCCAAGGCUUUGAUGUGAGAGUCAUGCAAGAGGGAAGGAUGAAAGGUCAAGCAUUUGUCACGUUUCCAUCGGAGAGGAUUGCACAAAAAGCACUCACAGAAACAAAUGGUUUCAUGUUGAAAGACAGACCUAUGAUUGUACAGUUUGCUAGAGCAGCCAAUAAACGAACUAUAGAAUAAAUUUGGUACGAAUAUUUAAAUUUAGUCUAACAAUACACCAAGUGUACUAUAUACAGGAUUUCUUGGAAAGUAUAUUAACAAAAAUGUAUCUAAUAUCUGUGCCAUUUUUUUUUUCAUUGGUUAGCGUACUUACCUAUUGUACUUUGUGGUUUGGAUAUUCUUGUUCCUGUCUUUCAUAAAUGACCUAUUCACUGCACAAAUUAAUUGAAAAGUGGAGAAAUUAGAUGAAAUAAUGUUAAUAUUUUUUAUUUAUAUUAUAUAUUUAAAUUAACCGUGUAGAAUGAAUAAGUAUAUCUAAUAGGUAUAUUAUAUAUGUAUAUAUAAUAUUAACUAUAAAUAAUGAAUGAUAUUGGCCAAUAAUAAUAUCUUCCAUAAUGUCUUCAAAAAUCUAUGCAAACUGUUGUUUCAUUCAUUCAUUGUAUGAAAUUAGUAUGAUGUUGAUGGUAUUGAAUAUAAAUUUUAGUUUGGAAAUCAUAUGUAAACCCUAGACUAUUUUUCAUAAAAUUGUAUACUAGUAAAAAAAUAGAUAGCAUACAAUCUACAUAGUAUGUGAAUAGAAAAAAACACUAUUAAGCAAUUAUAAUAUAUUGACGCUUGAUGAUAUUAAACAUGAGGGUACAUAAUAAAUCAACUCAGUUCAUAUUCAUAAGGUUUUUUUUAAAUCCUAAUAUUAUCACUUGGUAAACACAAGAUUCGAGUUAAUACUGGAAUAGUAAUUCCUGUCCUGAAUCAGCAACAGUAAAAAUAGUAGAAUUAUCAGCCCUGGAUGCAGAAAAUCUGCAGACAGGAAUGAUAUAUUUAACUUUCGUAUUUUUAAUGGUAAGGACUGCCUUUCAAGUGUCAAUAUGUUAAUUAAUUUCAAGUACAAAAAUAAACAAAACCCUGGUUCAAACUCUGGCCAAAAUAGAUGCAUUGAUAUGUUAGUUAAUUUCAGGGAUAAAAAGAAAUUAAACAUUGUUUCGAGCUCUAUAUUAUAAUAGAUUCAAUUGUGUAUGACAA